This is a messenger RNA of Oppiella nova, 697 nucleotides long. The record is from the annotation of a GenBank genome assembly. Lineage: Eukaryota; Metazoa; Arthropoda; Arachnida; Sarcoptiformes; Oppiidae.
AUGAAUCGCAAAAAUGAUAACCGAUUUCACGUGAAUAAUGUUUGCAACCGAGAAAUUCAUGAUAAAAGCGAUCGUCUCAUGGAUUUCGUGGCAAACAAUGCGAUGUCAGACAAGACAACGGCCAAAGACAGGACAGGUGGUGUGUCCUCGGGUCAGACCAUUGCCACUCAUAAUCACCAUAAUUCUGGUGAAAUAGAAAUCUCUGAAUUCGAUGCAAUUAGCAACGAAUCAUUGCCUGCCAUUGACUUCAAACUGGUUUACAUCAGCCAAACAUCAACUCUUAAGAUGCAUAUCAAACGAGUCAGUAGUUUGCCGCUUCAACUUAGGAAAAAUUGUUCAUCUUAUGUCAAAAUCUCCCUGAUCACUGACAGCGAAAAGCUGUCCACAUAUCACACAAAUGUGAUAAAGAAGUCUUUAAACCCCGAAUACGAGGAGGACUUCACCUUUUCGUCGCUCGCUUUUCAAGAGCUCCGGAAUAUAACCAUAAGAAUAUGCGUUUACGUCAAACGAAAACAAUUAUCUAAACGACAAUUAGUGGGCGACUUAUGGGUUCCGCUCUCCAGACCUGAUUUAGAGCCCGAUAUUGAGCUCAACUGCAGGGAGAAGCUGUCGGCCCACUAUUGAUGACUGGGAGACUGGGUUUUCUAUUCAUUGAAAUUCAGUACCAAUCCGAAGCCCAAAGGUUUAAAGUGGUUUU